UGUUCCUCACGCUUGCGCAUGAAAUUAACUGCAAUUACACGGUUACGAGUAUUUAUACGAUAUAUGUUGCACGAGUGUUGACACGAAAAAGCUGUCCCAGUGAAAGAAUAGUGAGAUAUGGUAUUGGAGUAAUGAAAGCAAACAGACGAGAGGCGAUGUUCAAAGGCAUUAUGUUGAAUCAAUGUUGGUGAUCGGGGUGAGUGGAAGUUCUCUCUGGAGUUGAUGGAGUAGAUUCAGCUGUGUGAAUUGAUUUAUUUUUGCAAGGGGGAUUUCUACCACAUGAAUGUCACUCAAUCACUCCAGAUUUUAUCCCAUCUGGAUGAUUUUUCUCGGAUUCUAAGAUAAUCAAAGCUUUUUGUACUCUUGUCGUAUUUGUUCCAACCUAUUAAAAAUGAAGUACGUCAUCCAUUGAUUGACAUUUUGGGAGAAAAUUUUGGUUAUUAAACAGUUGAUUAAUGCUACAUAUAUUUUGAACAUAAUCCAAUUUGCAACUGAUGUCAUUCAUGGUACGAAUGCCCAGAUGACUCGCUGAGUGACACAGAGAUCCACAAUGAAAUUAAUGUGUUCAUUAUGAAGUGAACAAAUUGCUGAGGGGCUACUAUUCGAUAUGUCAGAGCCCUCGUGUUCUUCAUCGAAGAGAGAGACGUGCAAUGGGGCACUUGAGGAGAAACCUGGGGUCAAGAAGAAAUGGGAUAGUUUUCAUAACUGGUUACACUGCAUCUGUGUUGUCACUUUUGAUUUGGAGCUGGGACAGGCUGUAGAGGCAAUUUAUCCGAGUCACGUGAAACUAUCGGAAUCAGAAAGAUCAAAUGUCUGUUACCUCGCGUUUCCAGACUCAAACUCUGGGUGCAUGGGUGACACCCAGUAUCACGUUAGACUUCGACAGAAUUCGAAUUUCUCGACACGUGAACCACUAGCACUCAAAGAGUACAACAGAAAGUCACCGAGUUUUCUCCAGUUCGAUAAGGAUUUCUACUGGGGAUAUGUAUACUUCAGACAAGUUAAGGAUAAGACUCUACCGAGGGGCUAUUUCCAAAAGAGCGUUGUUCUCAUAUCGAAACUACCAUUCGUCAAUUUAUUCACCGAAUUGUGUGCUUUACUUGCUCCUGAGUUUUUCGACGCUGGAAACACAAUUAUGGAUGUUGCAAUUCGUGAAAUUGACCACUGGCCAGAGCCAUUGCCAGGACAGCUGAUACAUCUCCCGCUUUUAGGAGUUCUCUUUCAGACAUAUAUUCCAAACACGAAUUACAAGGCAGCAGUACCUUCAGUAAGCGCAAUGGAAGCAGUAAAAACCUCGAAAUGCGUAAAUUCUCUUCGCAGGCUGAUAGUAGCGUCUGCCUACGAAAGUGACAUGUUCCAAAGUCUAUCCAACGUAGUGAGCCACGUGCACCUUCUCUGGGAGUUGGUUCUCCUCGGUGAGCCAAUAGUAGUGAUGGCGGGCUCCCCAACGACCUGCGCGGAAAUGGUUCAAGCUCUAGUAGCGACAAUAGCACCCCUGAAAUAUUGUGCAGACUAUCGUCCAUACUUCACUAUCCACGAUUCCGAGUUCAAGGAGUACACAAUGGACGCACCAACACCUCCAGCAGUGAUACUGGGUGUGACUAAUCCAUUCUUCGCCAAAACAUUGCAACGAUGGCCACAUAUUAUACGUAUCAGUGACGUGUCAAGCUCCGAUAAUCAAAAAUACCGAAUUAAGAAGUCUGAGAGUUUGAAGAUACUCGAUUCAAAGCCAGGUGUCUACACGCAGUAUAAGACAUUUUUGCAGAAGGAUAAGGUGAUUUUGAAGAAAUUGCUGAGGGGAACGCAGACCAAGAGACCUAGGGAAGUGCAGACAGCACUUUUGAAGAGGCAUUUGAUGGAUCUCACUGAGAGCUUCAUGAUUCCUCUGGAGAGAUAUAUUGCCAGUUUAAUGCCGUUGCAGAAGAACAUAUCGCCGUUCAAGGCAACUCCAAUACCUCACAUGUUCAACCCAGAAGAUUUCCUAGCCACUCUACCUACUGCUGGUCCUCAGUUAACGAUAGGAAUCAAGGGUGACUGGGUGGGACUGUACAAACGAUUCUUCAGGACUCCAAAUUUCUCUGGAUGGUUCCUCUCACGUUACACUGAAUUAACAUUGAAGUUGCAAGCUCUGCAACUUGAAGCGCUUUCUCAAGCGGAUCUUAAAAAUUGGGUCCAGGAUAAACAAGAAGUAGAAGUAGUCGACAUGAUUCUACGUAUUCGUCAAAAAUUAGAAAAAAGUUACGAUGAAGAUGUGCCAAUUACUCAAACUGUGCGUGAAAAAUUGUGCGAAAGGAUAGAUGACAUUACAUUAACACUGCCGGAAGACUUGAAGAUUAUACUCAGUCGAGAAUCCUGACGUUUCACCAAUUUUUUAUUUUUUAUCAUGAAUUUUUUAUUUACGUUUCCAUUAUCUAUAAGUUUUUGAUAUGGCAAUUCAAUUAAAUUGAAUCUUAUGGCUGAAUUCCUAUUUUUUUAAACUUUAUUUGAAAAUCGAGAUCUGUGAAGUCGUAUGUAUUGUAAAUAAGGAAAAUUAAUACAAUCAUUACGUAGAGUUUCAUAUUUGUUGAGCAGCACUUUGUUAACAACUUAUACUCAUUUGGGCGUAAACUUUGUAUAUAACUUCAGAUUUGAUAUAAUUAUUUUCCUCGGUUCACUAGGAUUAAUCAAUGUAAAAUGCGUAAUCUCACUGUAGACACCAUCAGUGUAGGAAAAGUUGAGAAAAAUCUCAGAAAUGUAAUAUGAGGGUACAAGAAUGGCUGGGCGAAUAUUGAGAUCAUUAAAAUAUUUAUUUUAUUAAAAAA
Molecule: messenger RNA, 2801 nt
Organism: Diachasma alloeum
Lineage: Eukaryota; Metazoa; Arthropoda; Insecta; Hymenoptera; Braconidae
Product: protein DENND6A
Exons: 7
Coding region: 608-2356 (582 amino acids)
Cellular component (GO): recycling endosome
Molecular function (GO): guanyl-nucleotide exchange factor activity
Source: RefSeq, a predicted model, not a curated record